This is a messenger RNA of Ipomoea nil (Japanese morning glory), 795 nucleotides long. RefSeq lists its product as uncharacterized. Gene Ontology annotation, molecular function: nucleic acid binding; RNA-DNA hybrid ribonuclease activity. Lineage: Eukaryota; Viridiplantae; Streptophyta; Magnoliopsida; Solanales; Convolvulaceae. The transcript is spliced from 3 exons. The record is from RefSeq and is a predicted model, not a curated record. Bases 1 to 795 code for a protein of 264 amino acids.
AUGGUUAAAGUUAUGGAAUUUACAUAUUCCUCCGAAGGUUGUCUGAUGAGUCUGCGCUACAUCUUUUUGCUUUUUGUGUGGAAGCAAAAUGGAUUUGGAUUAAUAUGGGGCUGGCGCAUUUUUGUUUAUAUUCUGUUGCCUUAUUUUGUAAUGGCUUGCUGGGCUAUUUGGUCAGGGAGAAACGACAGUGUGUGGAAUGACAUUGUGUUUAACUCGAGUGUGUUCAUCCAAAGGGCUUUUAGUUUUUUGGAGGGAUGGUUGAGUGCGAAUGCGAUGGGGACUGAUCACAGUGUUGCUGAUCCUGUUGUGCGCUGGAUGAGGCCAUGGCAAGGGUGGUAUAAACUGAACUCGGAUGCUUCUUUGGAUCAAGGUACAAACCGUAUGGGGCUAGGCUGGGUGAUACGUGAUGAUCCGGGGAGGUUCAUGGCUGCUAAGAAUAUGAUUCUUGAUGGAUUUUACCGGGUGAAGGAGGCCGAGGCCAUGGGUCUACGGGAGGCUUUGAGUUGGUUGAAAGGCACCGGCAUGGGAGGAGUGGAAAUUGAAAUGGAUUCACAAGUACUUUUUCAUGCCAUUCGUUCUGCUGCUUUUAAUUCUGCUUUUGGUUUACUGGUAGAUGAUAUUAAAAAUUUAGCAUCUGACAUAGGAGAUGUUGAAUUUAAUUGUGUUAGGCGGUCUGCGAAUAGUGCAGCCCAUACUCUUGCUAGGGCGGUCUUUUCUAUGUCAGAUUGCGGGGAGUGGUUAGAUUCUCCACCUUCUUUUCUUGUAAACGUUCUUGAAGCUGAUUUAAUGAAUUAA